UACACUACACUACGACGAGCUACACCCACCCGUCACAGCCCCUUUGCCAUCAACAGCCCCGCAAAGAGCCUCGAAUCUUCCUUGGAUUGCCUCCUGCUACAUCUUGCACUUGUCGCCAAUUCACCACUCAAGAUUCAUGACACUGCCGAGGAUCCCACCGCUACAAUCCGUCCUAAACCGAGUUUCGACUAACUUCUCUCCACCGGCCACCACCGACUAUGGACGUGCGGGUAUCACAUUCCAUGGGCUCCACCAUAGCUCUUAUGCUAGUUUGGCAAUGUCCUUAAAAAGUGACAAUGCCCGCUCAUCCUGAUCUUGAAUCUCGAUCUGAAAGUCUCUAUCAUUCCAAUUCAUUCAAAAUCUUCUGCAAUCAUCAUGUCUCCCAUUCAGUUCGACAAGUUCUACAACAUCGUCAACGCCGAGCAGCGUGGCAGCAAGGAGAUCCACCGCAACGUUAACCCCGCUACUGGCGCGGAGAACUGGGAGGUUCCCAUUGCCUCUGAGCAGGAUCUCAACGACGCGGUCGCAGCAGCCAAGAAGGCCUUCCCAUCAUGGAGAGAUACCCCUCUCGAGAAGAGGAGAGAGCUAUUGGGCAAGUACAUUGAGCUCUUCAGCCAGCACCAGGAGGACUUCAUCAACCUCCUCUGCAAAGAGACCGGUAAACCAAGGAAAUUCGCUGCCGUUGAGGUUGGAGGUGUCGUUCCCUUCAUUGGAUAUCACUCCCAGCUCAAAAUCCCCGAUGAGACGGUUGAGGAUGAAGAGAAGACCAUCUAUACUGAGUACACUCCCCUUGGUGUCUGUGGAGGUAUCAUCCCAUGGAACUUCCCCUUGAUCCUUUCCAUUGGCAAGAUCGCACCAGCAUUGCUCACUGGUAACACCAUGAUCAUCAAGCCCUCACCUUUCACCCCCUACACUGGUCUCAAGCUUGUCGAGCUGGCUCAACAGGUCUUCCCUCCAGGUGUUCUCCAGGCUGUUGGUGGAAACAACGAGCUCGGUGCUCUUUUGACCACCCACCCCGACGUUGCUAAGAUUUCUUUCACCGGUUCCAUUGCUACCGGAAAGAAGGUUAUGGAGGCUAGCGCAAAGACUCUCAAGCGUGUCACCUUGGAGCUUGGCGGUAACGAUGCAUCCAUCAUCCUCCCCGACGUCGAUAUCAAGAAGGUUGCCCCCGAGGUCGUCAUGGGUGCCUUCCAGAACUCUGGCCAAGUCUGCGUAGCCACCAAGCGCAUCUACAUCCACGAGUCGAUCUACAAGGAGUUCCUUGAGGAGAUGGUCAAUUUCACCAAGACGAUCAAGGUCGGCAACCCAGACGACGGUGACAACCUCCUCGGACCCAUCCAGAACAGCAUGCAGUACGAGAAGGUUAAGGGUUUCUUCGCCGACAGCAAGGCCAAGGGCUACAAGUUUGCCGUUGGUGAGCCCGACGUUGCUGCCUCCAAGGGAUUCUUCAUCCAGCCUACCAUCAUCGAUAACCCACCUAACGACUCCAUGAUCAUCACCGAGGAGCCUUUCGGUCCCAUCGUGCCUACCCAGCCAUGGUCCGACAUCGACGAGGUCAUCGCCCGUGCCAACAACACCAACACCGGCCUUGGAGGCUGCGUUUGGGGCAAGGACGUCGAGGCCGCUAAGAAGGUCGCUAAGAGGAUGGAGGCUGGAUCCAUCUUCGUUAACAGCUACGAGAAGCCUACUCCCCAAGCCAUCUUCGGUGGCCACAAGGAGUCUGGUAUUGGAGGUGAAUGGGGCACCACUGGUCUCCUUGCCUUCAUGAACGCACACGUCAUCCACGUCUACAAGUCAUAAGUGUCUUGAAAGUUAAGGUGUAGGAUAUGAUGGAAAUGAAUUUACGAAAAUAAAAGCAUUGGCCGGAAAUAGUAAAGCCUGCAAGGGAGUGUCCAUUUACUUGGAAACAGUAU
Aaosphaeria arxii CBS 175.79 is the source of this 1913-nucleotide messenger RNA. RefSeq names its product aldehyde dehydrogenase. NCBI's taxonomy places the organism in Eukaryota, Fungi, Ascomycota, Dothideomycetes, Pleosporales. The record is from RefSeq and is a predicted model, not a curated record. The transcript is spliced from 6 exons. Gene Ontology annotation, molecular function: aldehyde dehydrogenase (NAD+) activity. Bases 376 to 1800 code for a protein of 474 amino acids.